AUGCAUGAAGGAAUAUGUCAAUUUCCAAAUAUUCAUUUCUAUAAUGGCGAACUUAUCACAGAUGAAAUUGCAAUGAACUAUUGGCCGGACUAUCCGUUGGAACCGUAUUAUUUAUAUCAUUUGAUAUAUACAACACAUACAUUUCCAUCUAAUGGUGGGUCAUCGGAUAAUAAAGAAGAACGAAUUUUUAUUAAAAGAUUUUGUAUCAAACUACUUGAGUGCCUUGUUCAGCGACAACCUUAUGUUAAAAAUGAUAGAGAAUUUAUUGAAAUGGAAAAAUGUAUUGUUGUCAUCACACCGUACAAAAGACAGAUGACUAAGUUUCGCGAGAGAUCGCUUGAAUUUCCGCGUCAUAUCGAAGUUUUAACUGUAGACAGUGCACAAGAAAAGGAACAUGAUAUUGUUCCUAUUUCAUGCGUCAGAAGCAAUGGAACAAUCGGUUUUUUGAAUGAUCAACAUCGUUUAAAUGUCAUGUUGACAAGAGCAAGACGUGCUCUAUAUAUUUUUGAUAAUUUAACCUCAUUAGCAGAAUAA
Messenger RNA from Rotaria sp. Silwood2, 534 nucleotides. Lineage: Eukaryota; Metazoa; Rotifera; Eurotatoria; Philodinida; Philodinidae. The record is from the annotation of a GenBank genome assembly.